Molecule: messenger RNA, 4601 nt
Organism: Emys orbicularis (European pond turtle)
Lineage: Eukaryota; Metazoa; Chordata; Testudines; Emydidae
Gene: SLC44A5
Product: solute carrier family 44 member 5
Exons: 22
Coding region: 1367-3493 (708 amino acids)
Biological process (GO): transmembrane transport
Molecular function (GO): transmembrane transporter activity
Source: RefSeq, a predicted model, not a curated record
UGGGAUUUUCACUGUAGGGCAGUUUUAACUUCUGUCAGACUCCAAAAGAGCUGUGCUGAAUGGAGCCAGCCACUAAUGUUAUACUCACCACCUGUCCUGAUCAUGUGUCCUUCCUAAUUGCAAAGUGACUCACUGCGCCCUCCCUUUCACCCAAUGAGCAACUGCAUCCUGCUCCCAUGGAGCACGCUUUUCAUCACCAGACCCCUCUGCCAAAGUGGGAUUUUCAAAACACUUAACGGAGUUAGGUGUCCACCUCCCAUUGAAAGACGAUGGGAGUGAGAUGUCCAACUCGCUAAGGUGCUUUUGCAAAUCUGAGUCUACACUAGCUUAUGUAAGCGUAACGAGGGUGAAUCUGGCCCUUGGUGUUUCUCGCUGUUAGUUACUAUCUGCUGUUUAAGGUCUGGGAUAAUAAUAAACAAUGUUAAUAAAUAAAAAUCUAAUGCUAUAGAGAAUUUUAAACAUAUUACAAAACCUUAAUUCCCAUAUCACUUCAAGCUUCCUGCUCUCGCUCUCUAAGAAUAUUUUUGUGCUAAGCUCUUUUUCAUUCAUUUUAAAGGGUAGCAUCUCCCAUUUGGGUUUUUACAGAGUGGGAGCUAAGGAGAGGCUAGAUUAAAUCACAAAUGAACUAAAUAAAGGGAGCAGGUUGUCUUUGUCACAAUCACUUUUAGUGCUAAUCACUGUCAGAGUGGGAUUUAAAAAACCCCCAUGAAAUUCAGAAAAAAAAAAUCUGCUGCAGCGGCAGAUAAUUUUAAAAUUACACUGCUUGCCCCACUGACUUAGUUAUAUGCCUAAUGGCAGAGAGAGUUCAACCAAGUCCAAUUAUCAGCAGCACCGGACAUUCUCCUAAAUUAGCAGAACUGUGGGAUAUCUUUCAAGAACAUAUUGCAAAAAUGUAGGAGGUAAUAUGUUUGUUAAAACUCAGUAAUUUAGAAGCUCUGUGCCAUUUAUUUCCUUUUGUUUUUUCUUUCUGGACCCAGCUCUCCUUUUUGUCUGUUCUCAUUAAUGUGUGCUUCUGUAUGUCUGCUUCUUUGAUAGGGCAGCUACACCGCUUUUACUGGUGCUCUCUGUCAUCUCUCAUUUCUCCUUCUCUCUUCCUGCUCUCCCACCCCUUUCUGGCUGUCUUUUACCCAUUCCCAUUUUUUGGAUUCUUGUCCCCCUCUAUUCUUCUCUUUUCUCAUGUUGGCUCCCUUCUCUGUAGCUGUCCUGUUUCCCCACUUCCCUUCUCUGUUUAUCUCUCAUGCACCGCCCCCUCCUUUCUGAGUACACAGCUCUGUUAGGAUAGCCAAUAAGUUUCAUUGUGCAAUCCACAAUCCACUUACAGCAAGUGGCAUUUGACAGCUAAAGAAGGGAGAGGAGGCAGCUACUGAUGGAUCGGCAACCAGGAAAAGGUGAACCAAGGAAAUUUGACCCAAAGUUCAGAGGACCUAUUCACAACAGGCACUGUACGGAUGUUCUGUGCUGUGUAAUCUUCAUAGUCGUCAUUCUGGGUUACAUUGCAUUAGGAAUUCUGGCUUGGGUGCAUGGUGACCCCAGGAAGGUGGUCUAUCCAACUGACAGCUAUGGACAGUUCUGCGGUCAGAAGGACACCAUAAAUGAGAACAAGACCAGUUUGUUUUACUUUAACAUUCUGAAAUGUGCCAGCCCAAUAGUGCUAAUAAACCUACAGUGCCCUACAACACAGCUUUGUGUCUCAAAGUGCCCAGACAGGUUUGCAACAUACAUAGACAUGCAAGCUUCCUACAGAUAUAACAAAAGUUAUUGGGAGUACUACAGGCAGUUCUGCAAACCUGGUUUUAAUAAGCCUUUGAAGUCUGUUGCUCAAGUGAUCCGUGAUGAAGAUUGCCCUUCGAUGAUCAUUCCUAGCAGGCCUUUUCUUAAAAGAUGCUUUCCUGACUUCUCCACGAAGAAUGGGAUUCUGACGGUGGCAAAUCAGACGACAUUCAAAGAUGGAAGAGGGAAAACAAGAAAUGUAACUGAUCUCAGGGAAGCUGCAAAUGGUAUCAAUAAUGUCCUUGAUGCAAGAUCAGUUGGGAUGAAAAUUUUUGAAGACUAUGCCAGUUCCUGGCAUUGGAUUUUAAUUGGUCUGUUCAUUGCAAUGGUUGUGAGCCUGCUCUUCCUUGUGCUCCUGAGGUUCACAGCGGGGGUCCUCUUCUGGAUUUUCAUCCUUGGCGUGAUUGGAAUUAUAGGAUAUGGUAUCUGGCAUUGUUACUGGGAGUAUGAUCAUCUUCAGGGGACACCUGGAUCUGACCUCACGAUCUAUGAUAUUGGCUUCCAGACUGACUUCAGAGUAUACCUGCAGCUGAGGCAAACAUGGUUAGCAUUUAUGAUAAUACUUUGUAUUGUGGAAGUCUUCAUCAUACUGAUGCUGAUCUUCCUGAGGAAUCGGAUCCGGAUUGCUAUUGCACUCUUGCAGGAAGGGAGUAGGGCUAUUGGCUACAUAAUGUCCACAUUAUUCUACCCCAUUAUCACCUUCAUUCUCAUUGCAAUCUGUAUUUCCUAUUGGGCAGUGACAGCUGUUUUCCUGUCUACAUCAGGGGAACCUGUGUAUAAAGUAAUGGCUAAUCAAACACUGUGCAAGUAUGCAAACCUGACCUGUGACCCAGAGACUUUUAACACAACCAAUGUGACCAAAUUAUGUGUUGGUGCUCAGUGUACUUUUGCUUUCUAUGGGGGAGAAAGCUUCUAUCACAAAUACAUCUUCAUCUUUCAACUCUCCAAUGCUUUUGUCUUUCUGUGGCUGGUAAACUUUGCAAUUGCACUGGGUCAGUGUACCCUUGCUGGUGCCUUUGCCUCUUACUACUGGGCCUUUAGAAAACCUGCUGAUAUUCCAACAUGCCCACUCUUUUCUUCAUUUGGACGAGCAAUACGAUAUCACACAGGUUCACUAGCAUUUGGAUCAUUAAUUCUUGCAAUAGUCCAGUUGAUUAGAAUAAUCUUGGAGUACCUGGAUCACAAGCUGAAAGGUACACAGAACUCCUUUACGAGAUUUCUGCUCUGUUGCCUCAAAUGCUGUUUUUGGUGUUUGGAAAAAUUCAUAAAGUUCAUAAACAGAAAUGCCUACAUCAUGAUUGCGAUAUAUGGUAAAAACUUCUGCACCUCAGCAAAGGAAGCGUUCUUUCUGCUAAUGCGGAACGUGGUGAGAGUUGCAGUGCUGGACAAAGUUACAGAUUUCUUGUUGUUCCUUGGGAAACUUCUCGUUGCUGGCGGUGUAGGUGUUCUAGCCUUCUUUUUCUUCACACAUAGAAUACCAGUGUUCACACAAGAAACCCCAACAUUAAAUUACUACUGGGUACCCCUGUUGACUGUCAUUAUUGGCUCUUACCUAAUUGCACAUGGGUUCUUCAGUGUCUAUGCAAUGUGCGUUGAUACACUUUUCCUCUGCUUUUUGGAAGAUUUAGAAAGACACGAUGGCUCUGCAGAAAGACCCUAUUAUAUGAGUAAAUCUCUCUUGAAGAUUUUGAACAAGCAGAAUGUAGAAACCAAGAGACAUUAGAAAAUACCCAAUGUUGUAACCACCCAAUCGUGUUGGAUUUAGUCCUGGUUUGAUGCAUUGUCUUCCCAACACUGUAUUAAUUGUCGGCUUUUAUUUGCAUGUUUUAUACCAAAGCUUCUAUGUAAAGCCAUCAGAAUUGGUAAGGAAACUGUUUAAAAAACAAAAAACCCAAGAUGUGACCAUUUUUAUACUGAGAUUUGUUUUUUUCAAGUUGUAUUUAGCUUUUAAUUCUAGUGGCUUGGAUGUUUUGAAGAUGCGGAAUAUUCUUUUAAAUAUAAGCAUUUAAAAAUAUGAAAUGUUUUCCUGUUGCAUAUUCUGGUAUAGGACAGUAAAAAGAUUUCAGAAAUCAUCAUAUUAAGCUUAUUCUAAAAAGAGAGUCUUUAAAUAUCCUUCUAAAAAUAAAUGAUCAUAAAAAUGAUUAGACUUAACAGUUUGUCUCUGUAUUGUAGUAUAGAACUUCAGUCUUUAAACUAUUGCCAGUCACCCAGCCUGUACAACUGUGCCCUCUAUGACAAAAGUGCCUUACUGGCUAUUAUUAUUACCCAGCUUAUAUUUUAAAGUUUACAUACAUAAUUUAAACCACAAAAUAGAAAUUGCUAGAUAGGAAAAACAAGACUCUUCCAGCUUAGUUGAAAUGAAGUGAUAUAAAAUCAACUGCAUUUUAUAUACAUUUGACAAUUUUGCUAAAUACUGCAGCAUGCACAAUUUCCCUAUUACUGUUGUCAGAUCAUGCGUAUUUUAUGCUCCAAAAAAGAAAGUAAAAGAGAAUGUUUUUGUUACAAAAAGAAAAUCAUGCAAGACUGUUUGGUUUGCUUUAGUAAACUUUUCUAAAUCUAAUUUAGGGGAUGCUGAACUCUUUAACUGGGGGCCCUAUUUUGUCUUCAGCUUCAGAGAUAGCCCAUUGUAUUUAGAUAAUUGAAGGUAGAAUUCGGCCCUUGGUAUUUAAAAUAGAAUGAAAAGGGAAGUUAGUAGAUAUCUGUUACACCAAUGUUAUAUGUUUUUUAGGUUCCCAAAUGUAAAGUAGAUGCUUCAUUUUAAGACUGAUUAUUUACUAUUCUGGAAGUGUUUUAUAAAUGACCUUUAAUUUUCUAACUUUUGAUACAGACUA